Molecule: messenger RNA, 2565 nt
Organism: Fonsecaea multimorphosa CBS 102226
Lineage: Eukaryota; Fungi; Ascomycota; Eurotiomycetes; Chaetothyriales; Herpotrichiellaceae
Exons: 1
Coding region: 1-2565 (854 amino acids)
Source: RefSeq, a predicted model, not a curated record
AUGGACGAAGAAAUCAGGCCAUUCGAGACGGUCACCAUUGGUCUCGCCACCGUCGAGACAGGAGCCGAGAGGUUUAUGCGAGAGGGAGUGCCCUGCCCACCCCCUCUGGCUUACUGGCGGAAUAACCUGACUGCGUUGUCUCAACGCUUCAAUCUCUACUUUGUCGCAACGAGAGAAACCAUUGCCGUCUACAGACCUGAAUUCCCCUUUCAGAAGCUUCACAGACUGCCUGCGCUGCUCAUUAUCCCCGCCCUGGCAAAUCCCGAUGCCGCUGGCUACAUCGAUCCCCAAUUUCCCCAUACCAUCAACCAUCUGAUUGUGGGAGACUUGGGCAACGAGGAGAUUCUCCUUAUCGCAACCGAUUCCGGCAACAUUUCCGCCUAUUAUACCAAAUCAAUUCAAGAAGCCAUUCGAAAAGACCCGUACCGCUUCAGCACAGAUGCUCGGAGUGACUGCGUCGGUUUGUGGCCAUUCUUCGAACAAUGGGUUUAUGAAUCUGCUUGGGGCCUCGCCAUCCACACCAGCGCCCGAUUGAUUGCCGUGUCGGCCAACACGCCUCAUCACGUUGCAGACGAUGAUCCUUGUGCUAAAAUAACGGUAUUUGCUUUCGCCUUGACAAACACAGGUGAUGAAGGAGGGGAUGACGAGCACCAACUGUCUGACGAUGAUCACGAGAUUUCCGAGCACGCGAAACAAUCAGAUUGGCAAGAAUGGUUGGCAAUAGGUGUUGAUGCUACUGCUCCACCACGGAAUAAAAACUACAAAAUCACUCUCGCUGGCAUCGAAGGUCAUGAUCAGAACAUUCCCUGCAUUUCCUUCGUGAAUACAGAUGAUGACCUAGAAGGCAAUUGGUUGUUGAGUACCGACAUCGAUGGUGACAUGAAGAUCUGGCAAAUCUGGCAAGGUAUCUGCCAGAGAUCCUGGGAUUUCUCUGAAAAAACCAUGCGUCCAGGUCCUUACCGAAGGCGAGAGGGCGGCUGGCUUGUAGCUGCUCUCGACUCUCACGCCUUCCGGUCAGCUAGGACGAUGGAGCAAUUUUGCGGAUACUACAAGGUACCUCAGUAUCACGGACAUAAUGCACUGGAAAGCUACGACCUGACCAAUGUUGUCCGGCUCCGCACGCCAAGCAAUAGUGUCACACAUUUUCUGAUGUAUGAAGGCAUAGAGGACGACGACAAUAACGAAGAAGUUCGAGAGUUGUCUGACUCCUGGUCUGACAUGGACGAAGCUACCGUUGAUACUGACCAGGCUGAGGCUAAUGCGGGUUGGUUCCCUGACUAUGGAGAAGACACUAAUGAUGGAUUCCUAGAGGAAGACUCUGAGAUCAGCAGAGAGCCCGAAGGAGUUCGUGAGUCAGGCACAAGUGAGGUUGCUUCCGUUUCUGGGUCUAAUCCGAGAGCUCACAAUACUGGCGACCAAUCUACAACUCCUCAGAGAGAUCUCCUAUCGUUAGAGCAUGGGCGUUUUGAAGAGAGCGAUGCCCACUCUGACGAGAGCGAGGAGAGCGAGGAUGAUGAACUCCAAUAUCCUUCUAGCUCGGAAGAAGUGGACGAUGCUGACCUUUCUUCUUCGAGUCGACGAAGUACCACAUCACUGUCAAGUCUCGUUCACCGAAACAGCCAGGAAAUUAACGUCGACGUCUUGUCUGCCUCCGAUAUGGAUUCUCCAUCGCGCAGACGGCAGCGUAUUGAACCGAAAAGUCCCAAACCUUUGGUUGAGAGCAGCGCUUCGAACGUUGCGAAACCCCGCGCAAGGGCCAAACCACCGAAUAUACCUACACUACAUUGUACCACGUCAAAUUUGAGACUGAUCAUGACUCCAGCAGCAGACUCGCCACACGUCUUUUGUGCCAACAUCCUGAGACAGGCAUUGCCUCGCUCAAUACAGCUUACGACUCACAUCCACCUCGAUAGACUCAAUAUGAUGCUGCAGAUCCCCGAGUUAGGAAUCGUCGUCGUCGCUGCGCAGGUCGGCCGAUGUGCGGUCUGUUCACUGACGAAGAAUGAGACGACGGGAACACUGGGACUGCGAGUGAGCUGGGUGUUACCAACCAGGAAACAAGAGCUGCUGAAACGAAUUCGGCCUUUUUCGCCACUGCUUGGCAUAGCAGCUUCCCCGGUCCAAGGAUGCUUCAAGCCAAAUGAAUACAAAGAUCGAUCCGGAUCAACCGAGUCAACAGAAUGGGGGAAGGACGGGCUGGUGGAUGGAGUGCCCACCACGUUUGACCCUACUGUGCUUGUCGUCAAUGGGCCUAAGGGCGAAGGGGACGGCUCUCAAUUCUUGCAUAUGAACGCUGAAUCUUCGGAGCGUGCGGAUGGGCCUCGGACGAAGAGGAAACGUCUGUCACACAGUAUCAACAAAGAGCAAUCCGCGAGGAUGAGGACGGAGAUACGGGAGUGGGAAGUUCCACCAAAACCAGAGCCAUGGCAGGCUCUGGAAAAUAGUCGGAGAUACAGGCUCAUGCUGACAUAUAUGGACAUGACCGUUCUAUCCUACGAGCUAUCGCGGGGUGUGGAAAGGGAAGAUAUCGCAUAUGAGGUGUCGGCGCUCGACAUGCUUGAUUGA